Molecule: messenger RNA, 2293 nt
Organism: Asparagus officinalis (garden asparagus)
Lineage: Eukaryota; Viridiplantae; Streptophyta; Magnoliopsida; Asparagales; Asparagaceae
Product: protein FAR1-RELATED SEQUENCE 5-like
Exons: 2
Coding region: 78-2096 (672 amino acids)
Biological process (GO): regulation of DNA-templated transcription
Molecular function (GO): zinc ion binding
Source: RefSeq, a predicted model, not a curated record
CUAAUCCCAUAUACCCCGACACUCAACAGCCCACCUCCACCCCCUCCUCCUCCCGCCGUCGCGAAAUCCAACAGAUUAUGGAGUACUCUUCUAGUGAAGAUGAUGAGCUCAUCGACCACUAUGUUGAUCUUGAAGACGACAUCCCUAUCUCUGAUGUCGAUCAACGUUCCAAUGAAGUUACUGUUCCACUUCAUUUCUUAGAACACGGAGAAAAUUCUAUGGCUGCUGUCAGUAAUACCAUCGGGAGCGAUCUACUGUCCACCGAUGGAGAUGUAAAAAACAUAGAUCCAUAUCUAAACAUGGAGUUUGAAUCAGAUUCUGCUGCAAGAGCAUUCUAUCAUGCUUAUGCCCUUCGGCUUGGAUUUGGGAUUCGUGUAGCUCGGUCUCGUAGAGAGAGAAGAAAAGGUGUCGAGGUUUUGGUCAUGAAGAGAUUCGUCUGUUUAAAAGAAGGUCAUCACAAGAAGAAGGUUACUGAUCACACACCAAAAAAGAAAAGGAAGCGUCUUUCGAUCAGGGAUGGGUGUCCGGCAAUGAUGGAAGUUGUUCGAAGAGGGCCAGACAAAUGGGUGGUUACUAAAUUAGUAUUGGAUCAUACACAUAUUGUCGUUAGUCCCGAGAGAAUUCGUGAGAUCCAAUAUAAUCGGUUAACGGGUAAAGAGAGGGAGCAUGAUACCUACUUGAGAGAAAUGAGGCAGAAAGUGUUCGGAGAUGGAGAUGCUCAAGGAAUCCUUGAGUAUCUGCGGAAAGCUCAGGCAGCAAACUCGGGCUUUUUCUAUUCAAUGCAAGUAGAUAGUAGAAAUUGCAUAACUAAUGUUUUUUGGGCUGAUAUUCGAGCUAGGUUGGCCUACAAUUAUUUUGGGGAUGCGGUAACAUUUGACACUAGUUAUAAGAAGAAUGAAAAAAUGUUGCCAUUUGCUACAUUUACUGGUGUCAAUCAUCAUGGACAGCCUGUUAAUUUUGGAUGUGCUUUGGUUAUUGACGAUACUCCUUCAUCUUAUGCUUGGUUAUUUGAGACAUGGUUGAGUGCAAUGUUCAAUCGUCAACCACUCUCAUUUACCACCGAUCAAGGAAACUCUAUAGGAGUGGUAAUUGCAAAGGUGUUUCCAAAUACUCGUCAUCGUUUGUGUAAGUGGAAUAUCCUAUCGCGAUGCAAGAAGAAAUUGUCUGAUGUGUACUCUACCUAUCCUACUCUUCAUGACGACUUGAAGAAAUGUGUCAUUGAGUGUGAGACAAUUGAGGCUUUUGAAGCGUAUUGGAGAUUGAUUGUUGAUAAAUACAAUCUAAGAGAGAAUGCUUGGCUUCAGUCACUUUACAAUAUUCGCCAUAAAUGGAUACCUGCAUAUCUAAAGGGUUCGUUCUUUGCUGAAUUCUCUGCAACUCAAAGAUUAGAAAGCAUGAACAGGUUCUACAGGAAUCACUUUGAUACACAAAUCUCUUUACAAGCUUUUAUUGACAAAUUUGAUCAAGCCAUUGACGAGAGAUAUGAGAAAGAAGAGAAAGAUAAUUUUGCCUUGUAUAGUAGGCAUAUUUUGAAGACAAGUUCGCCGAUGGAGAAACAAGCAGCUGAGCUUUAUACAAAGACAGCAUUCGAAAAGUUUCAGCUUGAAUUGCUUGAAGCUUUCAAUCACUAUGUAGUGAAAAUUCAGGAGGGGGCUAUCAGCAAAUACUCGGUAGACAAAAAUGGGAAUGGACGAAACAGGCAUUUUGUUGCUUUUAAUGCUUCUGAAAAGAAAGCAGUUUGUAGUUGCUUCAAGUUUGAGGUUUCUGGAAUUUUAUGUAGACACAUUUUGGGGGUUUUGCUGCUAAAUGGUGGAAUAUCGAUCCCAGAGCACUACAUUUUAAGGCGAUGGACGAGGAAAGCAAAGACUGGUAUUGGAUCUGAUGAUCGAAGUUCCGAAGUACGAAAUUACAGUCAGACUUCGUCAAUGGCUCGGUACAGUGAGCUUUUUAAUGAUGCUAUUAAGUUUGCUGAAAAGGGAUCAACAUCUCCAGAGAGUUAUAAGAUUGCAAAGGAAAUGCUGCAGAAAGCUUUUGCUGAGAUUGUUGGUCUUGAAGAAAGUGUGAUUAAUGCAGAUACUAACAUUGGCAGAAAUUGAAAAGAAAACGAUCAGUGUUGGUUUAAUUGGUGAAAAUUGAGGAGAAAUUAGUGACUAUGUUAACUAAUUUCGACUUAGUAAAGCAUAUGGGUCUUCUUUGAAUUUUGUAGGUGUAACGUAAUACUUCUUCAGGACUUCAGUGUGCAUAAGAGUUCAUGAUCAAUAAAUGGCUUCUCUUAUUUGGCCUUGUUCUGUGA